Emys orbicularis (European pond turtle) is the source of this 1113-nucleotide messenger RNA. RefSeq names its product Myb related transcription factor, partner of profilin (gene MYPOP). NCBI's taxonomy places the organism in Eukaryota, Metazoa, Chordata, Testudines, Emydidae. Gene Ontology annotation, molecular function: RNA polymerase II cis-regulatory region sequence-specific DNA binding; DNA-binding transcription factor activity, RNA polymerase II-specific. Gene Ontology annotation, biological process: regulation of transcription by RNA polymerase II. Gene Ontology annotation, cellular component: nucleus. Bases 1 to 1113 code for a protein of 370 amino acids. The record is from RefSeq and is a predicted model, not a curated record. The transcript is spliced from 2 exons.
AUGCCCGGGGACGCCGAGGAGAUCAUCCGUCUGCGCAAGCCCCGCUUCUCCUACGAGGAGAACCAGAUCCUCAUCCAGGAGGUGCGCGCCCACUACACCAAGUUGUAUGGCGCCCAGAGCCGGCAGGUGACGGUGGCCGAGCGCCGGCGCGUCUGGGAGGGCAUCGCCGCCAAGAUCAACACCAUCACCAGCUGGAAGCGGACGGGCCAGGAGGUGCAGAAGCGCUGGAAUGACUUCAAGCGACGCACCAAGGAGAAGCUGGCGCGGGUGCCCCACUCCACCCAGGGCGCUGGGGGAACGGCUGCCAGCGAGGAGACCUUCUCGGCGGAGGAGGAAACCAUCUUUGCCAUCCUGGGGCCCGGCGUGGUGAUGGGGCCCGGUGGGGCCGAGCAGCACCCCACAGCCUUCGCCCACAGAUACCACCACGGCUCUGAGACGCUGGCCGGGGGCAAGGUCUCCUCCAGCCCCGAGCCCUCGGUCCAGCCCCCGUGCUGCGCCCUGGAUGGGGUCCUGCUGCAGCCCAAGGAGCGGGACUCGCCGGCGCCCCCCUCGGCCGAGCCCUCUCUGCAAAUCAUGCGGUUGGCACCCUCGCCGGCCGGGCUGGGCCGCCGGCCGCACCCGGGACACUCGCCCACAGAGCAGCCAUGCAGGGAGCGGCUCCCGGGCUCCCCGCCGCCCCGCCGCCGGUGCCCGCGCCCUGAGCCGCCCCUGGAGCCCUCGCUGGAUCUCCUGGCUGCCCAGCGGGAGACGGCCGAGGCCAUCCGCGACCUGACCUACACCGUGCACCACAGCCUGGACCGUCUCACCAACGUGGUAGCUGCCCUCCUGCCCCUCCUCCCGGCCCAGGGACCCGGCCUGGGCGCCCCCCGAGGGGGCCUCUUCCACCAGCAGGCGCCCGUCGGCUCCCCACUGCCAGCACCCCCCGCCAAGAGCCCACUCCCCGCCGAGACCUUCGCCGCCAAGGUGGAAACGUCCCCUGAGCCGGCAGAGAAUGCGGGACAAUCCCAAGGGGUCCUCCCCGCCGAGGCCCACCCCUGCCGCAGCUCCCCGCCACUGAAGCGAAGGAAGGGGAUCCCCACUCGGAAGCGUAGGGGGCGCUGGAAGAAUCUGUGA